Molecule: messenger RNA, 1695 nt
Organism: Spathaspora passalidarum NRRL Y-27907
Lineage: Eukaryota; Fungi; Ascomycota; Pichiomycetes; Serinales; Debaryomycetaceae
Gene: MRS4
Product: Fe(2+) transporter
Exons: 1
Coding region: 233-1201 (322 amino acids)
Biological process (GO): iron import into the mitochondrion
Cellular component (GO): mitochondrial membrane
Molecular function (GO): ferrous iron transmembrane transporter activity
Source: RefSeq, a predicted model, not a curated record
ACAACUAAAUUGCAAUUAUCUGUUUCCGUUGCUUCGGCGUUUUACCGUUUAGUUUCCUAUAGAUAUAUCACAUUCGGAGUUCAUUCAGUUCCAUAUACGGUCCAGAAUAAUAGAUUUCGUAUCCAGGUUGCCCAUUUCCACAUUCCACCACUUCAUCUCCGAGAAACGGGUUUCCACACUUGAACAACAAAAUUCACAAACGGUGAAAAAUUGCUAUCACAUUUUACCCAUCAUGGAACAUCAGAUACCUUUCAUGCCUAAAGAUCCCCUUGAGAUCGAUUACGAAGCAUUGCCUGAAGAUGCAUCCUUGGUGGCUCAUUUAAGUGCCGGGGCUCUUGCUGGUAUCAUGGAACACACAGUCAUGUUCCCAAUAGACUCGAUAAAGACGAGAAUGCAAAUGUCGAUCUCAAAACAAGAAUUGUCACGAGGUAUAGUUCAAUCUAUCUCUCGAAUCACCUCAAGCGAAGGGUUUUAUGCAUUAUGGAAAGGGGUGUCUUCCGUCGUGAUCGGGGCCGGCCCGGCCCAUGCUGUGUACUUUUCGGUUUUCGAAUCAACAAAGACAUUUUUGGUUAAUAGGUUAACUAAUAACCCCCGUUCCAACAAAAUAGUCACCGAUGAAAACCAUCCAAUCUUUGCCCUGGCUGCCGGUAUAGCGGCCACCACUGCUUCCGAUGCAUUAAUGACCCCGUUUGAUAUGUUGAAGCAAAGAAUGCAAGCUGGGGUUGCCAUCAAUGAUAGAAAAGCCACUUCAAUAAGGUUGAUGAGAAUAGCGGGAGAUAUUUAUAAGAAAGAAGGAAUCACUGCAUUUUAUAUUUCAUACCCAACCACCCUUUUCACCAACAUUCCAUUUGCAGCUUUAAAUUUCGGGUUUUACGAAUACUCAUCGUCAAUCUUAAACCCUAAUAAUUCUUAUAAUCCUUAUUUGCAUUGUGUUAGUGGUGGUAUUGCUGGUGGUAUAGCUGCUGCGCUCACUACUCCUUUGGACUGUAUCAAAACUGCAUUACAAACUAGAGGUAUUUCCCAACAUGAACAUUUAAGGCACAUCGACGGGUUUAAAAGUGCCGCCAGAGCAUUAUACAAACAAGGUGGUAUAGGCGCAUUUAGUCGAGGGUUGAAACCAAGAAUUAUCUUCAAUGUUCCUAGUACGGCCAUUUCAUGGACUGCGUACGAAAUGGCCAAAGAAGUCUUAAUCAAGGGAUAGACUAUCAAUCAGUUUUUUUUUAUUGUAUUUUCCUCACAGUUUCACGAUACAACUAUAUACAUAUACACGUACACGUUAGCUAUGUUCUUAAUGUGGUAUUGAAUUAUCCAGUUCUGGUUUAGUUUGGUUUAGAGGGUAUUUUUGCACAACUGCUAACAUUCGUUUACCUGUUUUUUUCUUUCUUUUUUACGUAUUGUAUAUUUUGAACCUUGUAAAUAAACAUAACUUAUUCAGUGUUUACGCUUGAAUGGCUUUCAGUAAAGCAUAUGCUCGUGCUAUAUGGGCCAACUCACGGGGGUUUCGCGACAAUCGUUGAGCAACAAACGAAAACAAAACACAAGAUCCAAGGAAACCCAACAAGUUAAAAAAGGCAGUACGAGAGUACAAUCUUUCUUCUUCUUCUGUUCUGAAUGAUGCGAAUAUUCUUCUUAUACUGGCGAUGAUCAUAUCAUUGGUGUGUUGGGUCAAUAGGGGGUGAAUGAAGUCAUGGUACG